AUGGAAGGAAGAGAAGAUGAAGUGGUGGUGGCGAUUGCGGUGGACGAGAAGGUGAGGCUGUCCAAGGGAGAGGUCCACUACCGCCUGGAGCGGCCUACGCACAUGAAUCCCACCUCUCCGACGACGAGGGCGUGCCUGUCGUCAUUUGCGUGCACGGCAUUGACCACGUUGCUCGCGUGUGGGACUUCCUCACCCACCACCUCGUCGAUAUACGGUGUUAAGGACAACCACGCCUCCAGGGACUACAGGCCGCCUCCGCUGCGCACGGACGGCUUCACGCUCGUCGGCCACUCCAUGGGCGGCGCCGUGUCGCUCCUCGUCGCCCAUCGCUAUCCCGACCUGGUGGAGAAGCUGGUGCUGAUCGGGCCGGCGGGCAUGAAGUUCAGCGUGCCAUUGGAGAUGCAGCUGAUGCGCCUCCCCGCCCUGGGUCCACGGCUCUUCCAAUGGUUCGCCAAACAGGACGACAUGAUGAAGGAGGACUUCAUGGACCUGGAGGCGAGCAAGAACGCGAUAGCGCACGUGAUGGAGCACACGCAAGGCAUGUACGGGAGCUACGCGUUUGCCUGCGCUUUCAUCAACUCCUUCACGUGGGUCAGCACGCGCGGCCGUCGCUGGUGA
Messenger RNA from Acanthamoeba castellanii str. Neff, 618 nucleotides. Its product is annotated as hydrolase, alpha/beta fold domain containing protein. The coding region runs from base 1 to 618 and encodes 205 amino acids. The record is from RefSeq and is a predicted model, not a curated record. The transcript has 5 exons. Lineage: Eukaryota; Discosea; Longamoebia; Acanthamoebidae.